GAAGCGGAUCAGAACAAAGAAAACAUCAGUCAUCAUCAUGCAUGUUUCUCACUACCAGAAGAUUUGUGUCAUUUGAAAAGACUUGAAUAGAAAAAAAGAUUACAAGAACUCAGUCAGCAGACGAAACGACAAUAACCAAGUGUUUAGACAUGGCCAGCACCCAGACCAGUUUGAAAACCCCUUUCAAAGACUUGACCUCAUUCAAGGGCAACAUGAAACGGCUGUACAGAGAGCGACUGGAAGACGCGCCUAUCAAGAAGCGAGUGAUGGCGGAGAUCAACCUGAAGCGUCGCAGCUUGGAUUCCCUCCCCAAAACUCCAAAGGUGAAGAGGGAGCAGAUCGAUGAUCUUUGCCACGACUCUGACAUGGAUGUGGAGGGCCGGGCUGAACUGCACAUGGUGGGCUCUGCUAAAGCCCUGGACCUGAGCCCUGGGCUCAAACACACACUGGCCCAGUUCACCCUGAGCAGCCAGAGCUCACUCGGGGGCCCAGCUGCCUUUUCAGCCCGCACUGGCCAUGAGUAUUCCCCGACCGGUAUGCCCCCCCUGUCCUCUCCUCCUGUUCUGGGAGGGGGCCCUCUGCUGGUUCCCUGUGACAGCUCUACUGAAAUCACCCACUCGCUGCUGGAAGGAGAGUCUAUCUCCUGCUUCGUUGUUGGGGGAGAGAAGCGGCUUUGCCUGCCUCAGGUGCUAAACUCUGUGCUCCGCGACUUCUCACUGCAGCAGAUCAACACUGUGUGCGACGAGCUCUAUGUCUACUGCUCACGUUGCGACGCUGAGCAGCUGCAUAUCCUCAAGGUGCUGGGCAUUCUGCCGUUCAACGCACCUUCCUGUGGCCUCAUUACACUGACGGAUGCACAGAGGUUGUGCAACGCUCUGCUGCGUCCGGGGGCGGCAUUGCCUGCAGACCCCAGCGGAAAGCUGUUGACCCAGGGCCUGCUGAAGGAGAGUGAAGCCAGUUUCCAGGUGGAGCACCAGUGUUUGGGGAAGUGCCAGGGUCUCUUUGUGCCCCAGUUCUACACCGAGCCUGAGGCUCCCUGCAUCCAGUGCGUUGAGUGCCAGUUGCUCUAUUCACCACAGAAGUUUGUCAUGCAUUCACACAAGUCACCCGAUAAGAGGACCUGCCACUGGGGCUUUGACUCAGCCAAGUGGCCCUGCUACCUGCAGCUUGCCAGGAAGUACCAAGGCAUGCCGGAGGAGCCCAAACUCCAGCAGCUCCUGGAUGAGGUCAAAGAGAAGUUCCACUACCAGAUCAAGAAGUCGCUAGACAAAAAGGCAGUGGAGGAGGAGGAGAGCCAGGUGAGGAAACCCUCAGCAGAUCUCUGCUCCCCCAGCAACAAGUUGACUGAUACCGACCCUGCAAGACAGGGCAAAACAUUUCCACCUACUCUGGUGUUCAAUCAUCUUUACUCGGACAUCAAGGAGGAGCCAGAACACCCCACCCUGGUCCAUCCCAGUUAUUACCUGUACACGUACAAUAAGAUGGUGGCUCCCAACGUGUCUCUGCAAAGGGAGGCGGAGAUGAGUCCCGAGAUGUUCGGAGCGCUGCUCAAACACCACUACAGCCGCAGAGGGCUGGGCCAUGACGAGCCACCCAUGGAUCUUCAUGCGUCGCCUGCCGUUGCUGCUGGCGCCGAGGAGGCCAAAUCCCAACAUGCCGCUGCUGCCUUGGCCAGUGAGCAGGAAUGCCAAACCCAGGCAGUUUCCAUGGAGACAAGCAGCCAGAACUGCAAGAAAGCCACCCACACCCCCGCCCACACCCCCCCUCCUCCUCCUGUGUCGUUGUCGUCGCCGGUAACGGAAGUAGUGUCUAAGGAUACGGGCUCUGACAUGAGCAUCGCUGCGGUGGGGGGGCUGGAGGACGACAAGGACAGGAUUGUUGUGGAGAUCAUGCAGAUGUACAGCAGGCAGCAGGAGAAGCUCAACUCCACCCUGCACAAGCAGCUCCAACUGGAAAUGGAGCUGGAGGCAAUGCGCGGGGGUGAGGCUGCUAGGCUACGGGAGCUGAGCGCCGAGCAGCAGGAGCUGCGCAGCGAGCUGGAGGCGGUGCACAGCGAGCAGGCACGGCAGCUCAGCCAGGCCCGCCAGGAACAGCUGGAGCUGGAGACCCGUCUUGAACAGCUCCGACAGCAAGCCUGCGCCUGCGAGCCGGGGGCACAACGCCAGCAAGAGGCCCACUACGCUGCACAGUUGUCGGAGUUACGUCAGAGGCUGGAGCAGGCAGAGACGGACCGGCAGGAGCUGCAGGAGGAGCUGCGCAGGGAGCGGGAGGCGCGGGAAGAGCUAGAGCGCACAAUCACCCAGCUCAAGCAGCAGAUGGUUCAUUCUGCCACAGUGGGAGGCAGCCCCUCUCCUCCUCUUACCCCUUCAAACGGACCCCCUAACGCCCACUGCCCGCUCUCCUCCUUCUCAGAGGCCCCAGCGGCUGGCCAAAAGUAACUGCCACCACCUCAGGCGCCUCCCUCAUUCCUCUCCCGAUCACCCGCCAACUCUACAGACACAAACAAUUCAGCCUAAAGCAGAAAGGAGCUUUGCAUCUCCUCAGGCUGUUUUUAAGUUUUCAUUUUACCCUACCCUUUUAUUUCAGUUUAGGACUGACUUUGAUUUUGUAAUCUAACAUCACUUAAAAGAUUGUGUUUCUUCAUUAUUCAUUUUGUUCUCCCUCCUCUCUUUAAACAGUAUUUAAAGAUUUUUUUCGAGCAUGUAUGUUUGAUUUAAUUUAUAGUUUUUACUGAACAAACAGCUGCUUUAGAUGUUGACGGUCAAGUAGAGACCAACUCAACCCAUCUCUAUUUGCUCCCCCCCCCCCCCCCCCUCCCUCUCACACGAUUGUCACCCACCUCUCCCGUCCCUUCUCGUUCUCUCUGGAUUCUGGAGCUAAAGACUUUGAGAUUUCAGACUUAAGCUCAGACACAGACUUGUCCUGGAUUUCACUUUGUGCUACUACCCGGCACAGCUCGGACACAUAAUGGAGCCGGGUUGCGUGCCCCUUCUCCGUCUCUGUACUUGGAGCCCAAACGCUUAAGUACCAGCAACUGCGUGAAACUGCGUAGACAUUUCCAUACAGCUUUUUUGUUUUGCUCCUUCUAAAACACAGAAAGAAAGGUGUAACAUGUCAAAGAAUAUGAACUCUCUCCAGGAGAAAGACCUUUACUGUACAAAAAAAGGACAUUUUGCGGAUGUCGUAAAACCUCAUGAAAAUAUGCCAAUAGUGACGCUGAACUUGAAAUGAGUGUUUUGAGUGUGACCCCCACAAGGUAGCUAGCUAGCAAAUCGUCUGGCCUGGACCCCCCAGCUGCUCCUCACACAGGCUAGCCCUGCUCUUUACUCUGCUGGGCUGCACCUGGACUCUCCUGUCGUAGACCAAAGAGUCUGUCAGUUGAUCCAGUGUCUCCUCUACACAGACACAGACACAGACACACACACAAACACACAGACAGACACACAGACACACACACACACAAAGACAGACACACAGACACACAGACGCGCAAACACACCUUCCACCGCUGUACAAUAGCGCCAUUGCAGUCUGCUGGGAAACUCCAUAACACUGUGGUUUUCACCCACUUUAGGCUAGACAGGAAACACUGUGCUCUUUUCAGGCUUGGCAUGAAGAAGCUCACAAGUAGUGUUAUGCACUUAAUACGCUCUCCUCCCCCAGAGACCCCGGGGAAAGGAAUGUGUCUGGACACGGGGGCUGCUUGAACCAGUGUAGCUUUUCUAAGAAAGAGGGAAAGGCAGAGUCUCAAAUGUGCAGUAGCCGUACUGUGUAACCAUAAUACAUGCAACAUCCUUACAUGCACGCACACACUGUGUCAGUCCAGGCAUUCAGGUGGAACAAUGGCCCCAGCGUUCCCAGCAGAUGAUCAAAGCUCCCGUCUGUCCCUGUUUUGUUUUCUGGGCUUCUCUUUUUGUUUCAUUCGACUUCAUUGUCAGCAGACGUUUUUUAUCCACCACCCUGUUUGUCAGAGCGUCUUCUAAGAAUGUGGGUCGCAGGUGAAAGCAGUUAGUCUAGGAUGGUUCUGGCCUCAGGUCCGGCCCCUGCUUUAUUCUGCCUGGCUGAACAAACGACAGUGGGCAGGAAGAGGAAGACAGGGGAGGCGAGGAUUGAGGGGAGCACUCGGGGGGGACUGGUGCGCUCUCCCCCAGCAGCAGACUGGGUGGCCCAGACGCCAGGGGUACAGAAGGAGCCCUUUUUUGUUAUGUGCAGUCAGAAUGGAGGCAGCUGUUGUAGUCUGUGGGCCUCUGUACAGGAAUUCCCCCCCCUCAAAAAAAAUCUCUCAACACCCUCCCUCAUCUUCUCCGAGAAACGACCGUCACUCACUCACACAUACCCGUCCAUCCAUCUCCAGUGCCAGAUCAGCUGGGGGUGUGCAGUGUUUUGUAGAUGCCCAGGAGAGCGAGCAGACGUCCAGCCAGACGAAGAGAGGACUUUUAUUGUGUCAGUUGCCAGGCAAAAGCUUGUGUGUGUGUGUGUGUGUGUGUGUGUGUGUGUGUGUGUGUGUGUGUGUGUGUGUGUGUGUGUGUGUGUGUGUGUGUGUGUGUGUGUGUGUGAAUAAUAGUUUAAAAGGAGAAGGGGAUCGGCCUCAGCUAAACUCUGAGCUUUUUUAUGCAUCUGCUAUAAAUGCAAAUUAAUAGACAUUCCACUGUGCUCCAUCCUGUUGAAUGCAGAUUUUCUUACACAGCUUCCCUUCCCAAACGGAUGUUAAAGACCGGGCAGAGUACAGUUGUGGUUUGUUGAUUGUCAUAAAAGCAGGUGCAAGCCAGUAAAAUCAAACCCACGCCGCAAAUGUACACUCUACUGUUCCAUUUAAACCUUUAUUGAAAUUAUGAAAGAAAAAAUAUUUAACGUAUUAACUAAAGAUUUAUAUUCACUUUGUAUAUACAGUAGUCAUUAAUAUAUUAACUGUUCUAUGAAAAAAUGGUUUACUGAGACAUGAUGCAAGACAGAGGCAAAAUAGGAAUAUAAUACUUGUUACAUACUUUGCCCCCUUUUCUGAAAUAAUGCUUUUUUUUUUUUUGUGGAUUUCAUCUUGACCGCCUGUUGAUCGUGUGAUGUAAUGAGCUUUUUCCUCUUUGUUGACCCAUCCCCCUCUGAGAUAAAUUGAAAAUGAAACAUUUGUUUCAGAAAAUGCAUUUUGGAAAAAAAGAAAACAAACAAAAAAUGUUUUUUCUUUUGUAUGCAUGUUUUGCUGUCCCUUAAGUUUUGUGUCACCGGGCCAAUUUAUAAACAUUUUUCAUUGUGAAAAAACAAAAGAUGAUGUUUCCCCCUCGCGUAACGCACAAACUAUUACGGCUCAUAUGCAUGAACAUUGAACAUGUGCAAGUUUUAUAUCAUUAUUGGUUUAGAGGUUGAUGAGAUAUCAAUUCAGAUUAUGAAGAUCAUAAAAUGUAGCCUAAUGUGAUUUUGAAAUGUGUGUGUGUGUGAGAGCAAGAGUGUGUGUGUGUGUGUGUGUGAGUGAUGGCCUCCCACGUCUGACUGAAGCACAGCAGCUUUGUAAAGGGAAAGAGAAAAACCUGCUCAUGUAGCUCUGGAUGUGUAGUUAUGUUUUCCGAUUCUGAUCAUUUAUUCCUGUCUGGAUGUGUAAACAUCACUCAAAAGAUAAUCAGUAUUAGUUUUACUGACUUAAUUACCUCUUAGGAGGCACCAACACACUUCUUUUAAUUCAUCACAUGGGCAGAUAACUAAUGUUUACUCUAAAUCUUUAUUUGUGUAAUUUGCAUUUGAUACACAAGGGGACGUUGUUUAGCUUCUUUAAUCAUAGUCCAUCAUUUUAAAGAGGAUUAAAUGAAAGGGGAGAAACAAAAUCCCAUGUAACACUGUUUGUGGGGCCUUUUUGCAUUUUGCAGUGUUAUGAGAACUUGGAUAUGCUUUGUACAGAAUAUUUACAGGUGUGACGUUUUCAAACAGACAAGAAAACCGGGUGAACUGAGCAGAGUUUUAUAGCAUGUGGACACAUUUGAAUACAGGAUUUACAUACUCGUCAUCUCCUGGCUAUGUGGAGAAAGCUAGUAAACAAAUCCAAGGUGACCUUUGAACUGUUGCAGGUGGUCUGCUUUCUAGAUGGCUGUGUGAUUUUCAGCCAGUAAUUAUUCUGUGCCAGUGGGAGAAGCCAGGACGUGUGGCUGCAUUGGUGAUUGAUCACACAGAUCACUGGUUGCUAAGAAUAAGUGCACCAUGUUUUAAUUUAUAGACAUCCUGCUAUAGAUGGGAAAAAAAUAUCAUGGCUUUGCUAAAAUGAACCCUUUUCCCCCUCGAUGCUGUUCUGAAACAUGAAACACAGUGUCUGUGUUGGACCAUUGCAUACUACGUUGCCAAUACUACAGUGUGAUGAGACUUUUGUUCUUGCAUGAAUCGAGACACUGUUCUCCUACCUCAUGUUGUGAUAUAAAAAAAUAUGUUUUUUAAGCAGAAGAAGCUGCAUCUCUAACUGUUUAUCAUCAUUGAUAUUUACUAGUAAAUGACAUACCUGUAAAUGCUUUUAGCUAAUACCUCAGUUGUAUCUAGUGUUUUGUUUUUUUCUGUUUUUGCCCUUCCCUGAUUUCAGAUCUUGUAAAUAUAUACCCUGUAUAGAUAAUGAACUUGGAUCAAAUUCAAGUAAAGUUCUGUAGUGUCAAACCA
Molecule: messenger RNA, 6624 nt
Organism: Cyclopterus lumpus (lumpfish)
Lineage: Eukaryota; Metazoa; Chordata; Actinopteri; Perciformes; Cyclopteridae
Gene: skila
Product: SKI-like proto-oncogene a
Exons: 7
Coding region: 150-2438 (762 amino acids)
Biological process (GO): negative regulation of BMP signaling pathway
Cellular component (GO): nucleus
Molecular function (GO): DNA-binding transcription factor activity, RNA polymerase II-specific; SMAD binding; RNA polymerase II cis-regulatory region sequence-specific DNA binding
Source: RefSeq, a predicted model, not a curated record